UGUUUCAAGUUGGGGAAGAGCCUGUGGUUCUCUUCCUGCGCUUAGAGGGGAAAGCGAACACAUAAUGUUCAUUUCCUAAAUACGGGACGUGCUUUGCUAGCGGCUCAUUUUCCAACAUGUCAUAUCCUGGCUGAAGGCAGCAGGGGUCAGGGCAGGAAAUGGCAACUUCUCAGAAUGAGACAAGGCUUUCCCAGAGCGGUCAUUGGCUCCUGGGAACUAUAAAGCAUGCUCAUCCAGAAACGGUCUCUCACUUUUUUUCCUGGAGGCCAGAGUGAAGGGGCAUGGAGAGGCGGGCGGCCUGGGAGCCGCAGGGCGCGGAUGCGCUACGGCGCUUCCAAGGACUGCUGCUGGACCGCCGGGGUCGGCUGCAUGGCCAAGUGCUGCGCCUGCGCGAAGUGGCCCGGAGGCUCGAGCGUCUACGCAAGCGCUCCCUGGCGGCCAAUGUGGCUGGCAGCUCUCUGAGCGCCGCGGGCGCGGUGGCCGCCAUCGUGGGGCUGUCACUCAGCCCAGUCACCCUGGGGGCCUCACUCGUGGCGUCGGCCGUGGGCCUAGGGGUGGCCACCGCCGGAGGGGCAGUCACCAUAACGUCCGACCUCUCUCUGAUUUUCUGCAAUUCCCGGGAGGUGCGGAGGGUGCAGGAGAUCGCCGCUACCUGCCAGGACCAGAUGCGCGAGCUCCUAAGCUGCCUGGAGUUCUUCUGUCAGUGGCAGGGCCGCCGAGACCGCCAGCUGCUGCAGAGCGGGAGGGACGCCUCCAUGGCCAUUUACAACUCUGUCUACUUCAUCGUCUUCUUCGGCUCACGUGGCUUCCUGAUCCCCAGGCGUGCGGAAGGGGCCACCAAAGUCAGCCAGGCGGUGCUGAAGGCUAAGAUUCAGAAACUGUCUGAGAGCCUGGAGACCUGCACCGGCGCCCUGGAUGAACUUAGUGAGCAGCUGGAGUCCCGGGUCCAGCUCUGCACUAAAGCCGGCCAUCUCUGCUGAUCAAGCAGGAUGCAACACGUUUUUCUAAGAGCAUCCUUUAGCUAUAUGGAGGGCAGGGAUGGCUGAAACUCUUCUUGCAGUCGGUCCUCAACUCCUUAUGUGUGAAGGACUUUUCACUUGUGUAAUCCCAAUUGAGUAUGUGACCCUAAACACUAACCUUGGGGCGGCGGUCAAAAAUCCUUUCCGGCUGCGCACAGCUGGGCAGACAGACUCUCCCUCUUUUAGAGUUAUUGGGGU
Messenger RNA from Acomys russatus (golden spiny mouse), 1217 nucleotides. RefSeq names its product apolipoprotein L domain containing 1 (gene Apold1). Gene Ontology annotation, cellular component: membrane; extracellular region. The transcript is spliced from 2 exons. Gene Ontology annotation, biological process: lipoprotein metabolic process; lipid transport. The record is from RefSeq and is a predicted model, not a curated record. Lineage: Eukaryota; Metazoa; Chordata; Mammalia; Rodentia; Muridae. Bases 282 to 980 code for a protein of 232 amino acids. Gene Ontology annotation, molecular function: lipid binding.